UGACGUCAGAUGCGUUGGUCACGUGACCAACGUGUAACUUAUUUUGACGUGUCACAGAGCAUGUAACCAGGAAGAGCCUGCUAAAUUCUCACCAUGCUAACAGGAGAUACUAAUGAUGAAGACGUGUCUUUGUUUGAUGCCGAGGAAGAUGCAGGGAAAAGGUCAAAGAAGAACAUCAAGCAUCCAGUGGCGUCCUUCUUCCACCUCUUCUUCAGAGUCGGCGCUACGCUCGUCUACCUACUCUGUGAGUUCGUCAGCGGCAGUUUCAUCGCCUCCAUGGUUACCAUCAUCUUGCUACUCUCGUGUGACUUCUGGACUGUAAAGAACAUCACAGGCAGGUUGAUGGUGGGUCUGCGGUGGUGGAACCAGGUGGACGACGAUGGACAAAGCCGUUGGGUGUUUGAGUCGCGGAAGGGUACUGGGAAGCAACAAGCAUCGGAUUCAGAGUCCCGAAUCUUCUGGCUCGGACUGAUCAUUUGCCCGAUCAUCUGGGGCAUCUUCGCCUUUAGCACACUCGUCUCAUUUCGGAUUAAAUGGAUGCCUGUGGUGAUCAUGGGAUUGGUGUUGCAAGGAGCCAAUCUCUAUGGUUACAUACGGUGUAAAGUGGGAGGAAAGACCAGCUUAAAGAACAUGGCCACUAAUUAUUUUGGACAGCAGUUCCUGAAGCAGGCGCUGUCUAAAGAAGAGGAAUCAUAGUUUUACAAUCUGCAUUCUUCCCAGUUAUUGUAAAAGUGGAGUGCAGGAAAGACUUUCCACACCAAGUGAAUAUUGUACCUUUUAUUUUUAGGUUAAUUGAUUCAUCAGAGAGACAUUUUAUGCAAAGGCCACAGGUUUGGUUGCUGUUUUUCAGUAGCUGACCUUAAGCAAUAAAAAGUCUUCACUAACAUCUCAGCCAUGAGUGAUAAAAACAUAAGUUAACCGGACUCUAGUUUGUGUUUUAGUCUCAUCGAGCAUUACGUCUUUAGUUUGUCUUCUCAUUUCCUUUUAAUAUUUUAUUGUAACUUAGCAACUUUUCAAUUGGUUUGUCUUUUUUUUUUUUCUCGCACAACAGACUGUAAAAUAUUUCUUGUAAAUAUGUAAGUUAAAUUAUGUGGAAUAUCUUGUGCGCAAAUACAUUCUGGACUUUUUUCUGAACAGUUUGCUGUUUUCAUUUAUGCUUAUUUAUUGACAAAAUAAAGACUUGCUUU
Cyprinodon tularosa is the source of this 1187-nucleotide messenger RNA. RefSeq names its product trans-golgi network vesicle protein 23 homolog B (S. cerevisiae) (gene tvp23b). The transcript is spliced from 7 exons. Gene Ontology annotation, cellular component: Golgi membrane. The record is from RefSeq and is a predicted model, not a curated record. Bases 94 to 696 code for a protein of 200 amino acids. NCBI's taxonomy places the organism in Eukaryota, Metazoa, Chordata, Actinopteri, Cyprinodontiformes, Cyprinodontidae. Gene Ontology annotation, biological process: protein secretion; vesicle-mediated transport.